AUGAGCAGGACCAGCAUCAGCAGCACCAGCCUGAUCAGCAGUGAGCUGUGUGGACAGGAGCUGUGUGGACAGGAGCUGUGUGGACAGGAGCUGUGUGGACAGGAGCUGUGUGGACAGGAGCUGUGUGGACAGGAGCUGUGUGGACAGGAGCUGUGUGGACAGGAGCUGUGUGGACAGGAGCUGUGUGGACAGGAGCUGCGUGGACAGGAGCUGCGUGGACAGGAGCUGCGUGGACAGGAGCUGUGUGGACAGGAGCUGUGUGGACAGGAGCUGUGUGGACAGGAGCUGUGUGGACAGGAGCUGUGUGGACAGGAGCUGUGUGGACAGGAGCUGUGUGGACAGGAGCUGUGUGGACAGGAGCUGUCGCAGCUCCGCCUCUGCAGAGUCUCAGCUGGAGCAGACAUCAACACACGGGCUUGUGUUUGCUCCUGUCACUUCUCCCUCUCCGCUGUGGACAGUCACGGGGCCGUACAGACCGGACCAGACCGGGACCUCACCGGGACCACCGGAGGAUGUAGCUGCCUGCCUCCCAUCGCCACAAAGACAGACCCUUCACAGACAGAUCCUCCACAGACUGAGCUACAGGCCCACGGACAGAUCCUCCACAGACAGAUCCUUCACAGACAGAUCCUUCACAGACAGAGCUACAGGCCCACGGACAGAUCCUCCACAGACAGAUCCUUCACAGACAGAUCCUUCACAGACGGACCCUUCACAGACAGACCCUUCACAGACAGAGCUACAGGCCCACGGACAGAUCCUCCACAGACAGAGCUACAGGCCCACGGACAGAUCCUCCACAGACAGAGCUACAGGCCCACGGACAGAUCCUCCACAGACAGAUCCUUCACAGACAGAUCCUUCACAGACGGACCCUUCACAGACCCUUCACAGACAGAUCCUUCACAGACAGACCCUUCACAGACAGACCCUUCACAGACAGACCCUUCACAGACGGACCCUUCACAGACAGACCCUUCACAGACAGACCCUUCACAGACAGACCCUUCACAGACAGACCCUUCACAGACAGACCCUUCACAGACAGACCCUUCACAGACAGACCCUUCACAGACAGACCCUUCACAGACAGAUCCUUCACAGACAGACCCUUCACAGACAGACCCUUCACAGACAGACCCUUCACAGACAGACCCUUCACAGACAGACCCUUCACAGACAGAUCCUUCACAGACAGAGCUAGAGGCCCACGGACAGAUCCUUCACAGACAGAUCCUUCACAGACAGAUCCUUCACAGACAGAUCCUUCACAGACGGACCCUUCACAGACAGACCCUUCACAGACAGACCCUUCACAGACAGAUCCUUCACAGACAGAUCCUUCACAGACAGAUCCUUCACAGACGGACCCUUCACAGACGGAUCCUUCACAGACGGACCCUUCACAGACGGAUCCUUCACAGACGGACCCUUCACAGACAGAUCCUUCACAGACAGACCCUUCACAGACGGACCCUUCACAGACAGACACUUCACAGACAGACCCUUCACAGACGGAUCCUUCACAGACAGACCCUUCACAGACAGACCCUUCACAGACAGACCCUUCACAGACAGAUCCUUCACAGACGGACCCUUCACAGACGGACCCUUCACAGACGGACCCUUCACAGACGGACCCUUCACAGACAGACCCUUCACAGACAGACCCUUCACAGACAGACCCUUCACAGACAGAUCCUUCACAGACAGACCCUUCACAGACAGAUCCUUCACAGACGGACCCUUCACAGACGGACCCUUCACAGACGGACCCUUCACAGACGGACCCUUCACAGACGGAUCCUUCACAGACGGACCCUUCACAGACAGACCCUUCACAGACAGACCCUUCACAGACAGACCCUUCACAGACGGAUCCUUCACAGACGGAUCCUUCACAGACGGACCCUUCACAGACAGACCCUUCACAGACAGAUCCUUCACAGACGGACCCUUCACAGACAGACCCUUCACAGACGGACCCUUCACAGACAGACCCUUCACAGACGGAUCCUUCACAGACAGACCCUUCACAGACGGAUCCUUCACAGACGGAUCCUUCACAGACGGACCCUUCACAGACGGACCCUUCACAGACAGACCCUUCACAGACGGAUCCUUCACAGACGGAUCCUUCACAGACGGACCCUUCACAGACGGACCCUUCACAGACCCUUCACAGACGGACCCUUCACAGACGGAUCCUUCACAGACGGAUCCUUCACAGACGGAUCCUUCACAGACGGACCCUUCACAGACGGACCCUUCACAGACGGACCCUUCACAGACGGACCCUUCACAGACGGACCCUUCACAGACGGACCCUUCACAGACGGACCCUUCACAGACGGACCCUUCACAGACGGACCCUUCACAGACGGACCCUUCAGAGUUCUGUGUCCGACAUAG
Molecule: messenger RNA, 2412 nt
Organism: Knipowitschia caucasica
Lineage: Eukaryota; Metazoa; Chordata; Actinopteri; Gobiiformes; Gobiidae
Source: the annotation of a GenBank genome assembly